AAAGUCAAUGAGGCGGGAAGGGACACGUCGCUCAUCUAUAGAUAUAUAAACCAUUCUGCCUCCUUGGAGGGGAUCUAGUGCGCGGUAUUUAUAGGCGAGGAAGCUCUCCUGCCCUGCAGCAGCUGGAAAAAUCACGCUCCUGGGCCAUCCAACCAUCCUUCCUAGAGUUGGUUUUGCGGACAGAAAACCUCCCAGAACUGGAGCUGGCCGGGAAGGGGCGGCCAGAAGGGGCGGGAAGUGGUGCUCGGGCACCCGAUUGCGGUGCAGAUUCGCCAGCGGCAGCGACUCAGACUCGGAGACUGCACUAGUCCUUGGCUAUUUCUGGUCGAGUCACUGCUCCCCUCGCAGGGGAAGUGGGGGCGUGGUCCGCGCGCGCCGGGACCAAUGGGAACGGAGGCUGAGGCGAGAGCCCCGCCCCCGACAUGACGCACGGACCUCAGACCCAGGCUUCACCACCGCGGGCCCAGACCCUGCGGUGGCUGUAACAAAACCCAGACUUCCCAGGUCCCGGCCAAUGAUGGAGCCGAUUUAGACUGGAGCAGGACCGCGUCUGUCAAAAGCCCCACUCGGCGGCAGCGGUGGAGUUCAGGAUCUGGAGAGCUGGAGCAGCGCUGCGCUGCCUCCCCGCCCCCGCCGGGAUUUAUUGAGUAUUUGGGCUGGGAAAUUAAGUGGCCCUGAUGAUGUUACCAAGCCCGGUCACUUCCACCCCUUUCUCAGUCAAAGACAUUUUGAACCUGGAGCAGCAGCAGCAGCAGCAGCAGCACUUCCACGGCGCUCACUUGCAAGCGGACCUGGACCACCACUUCCACGCCGCGCCCUGCAUGCUGACCACCGCCGACGGGACGCAAUUCUCUGACGGAGGGGAGGAAGACGAGGAGGAAGAAGGGGAGAAACUGUCCUAUUUGAACUCACUGGCCACGGCCGACGGCCACGGAGAUUCUGGGCUCUGUCCGCAGGGCUAUGUCCACGCAGUCCUGCGAGACUCGUGCAGCGGGCCGAAGGAACACGAAGAGGAGUCCGAGGUCGUGAGGGACCGGAGCCAAAAGAGCUGCCCGCUGAAGAAGCCUCUGGAGGCGGCGGGGGACUGUAAGGCGGCCGAGGACGGCGACAGGCCGAAGCCGCGCAGCCGCCGGAAGCCGCGGGUGCUCUUCUCGCAGGCGCAGGUCUUCGAGCUGGAGCGCCGGUUCAAGCAGCAGCGGUACCUGUCGGCGCCGGAGCGCGAGCACCUGGCCAGCAGCCUGAAGCUCACGUCCACGCAGGUGAAGAUCUGGUUCCAGAACCGCAGGUACAAGUGCAAGAGGCAGCGGCAGGACAAGUCCCUGGAGCUGGGCGCGCACGCGGCCCCGCCGCCGCCGCCGCCGCGCCGCGUGGCCGUGCCGGUGCUGGUGCGGGACGGCAAGCCGUGCGUGGCGCCGGGCGCCCCGGCCUACGGCGCGCCCUACGGCGUGAGCGCGGGCGCCUACUCCUACAACGGCUUCCCCGCCUACGGCUACGGGAACUCGGCCGCGGCCGCCGCCGCCGCCGCUGCCGCCGCCGCCGCCGCCGCCGCGGCCUACAGCGGGAGCUACGGCUGCGUGUACCCGGCGGGCGGCGGCGGCGGCGGGGGCGGCGGCGGCGGCGGCGGGGGCGGCGGGGCCCCAGCGGCGGCCGCGGGGCUGCAGCCCGCCUGCAGCGCGGCCGGGGGCGGCCCCUUUGUGAACGUGAGCAGCCUGGGCGGCUUCGGCGGCGGCGGCGGCGGCGCGCAGCCGUUGCAUCAGGGCGCGGCGGCCGGGGCGGCUUGCGCGCAGGGCACCUUGCAGGGCAUCCGGGCCUGGUAGGGUCACGGCGGCGGCGGGCGCCCCACCGCAGCCUGGCUCCACGGAACUGAGUGCGAGGAAGGCUGGAUCCAAGGGCCAACUGCCCUUGUUAAAAAACAAAAACAAAAAACAAAACUCGUCUCACUCUCUGGAGAGCCCCGAGCGCAGCUCACUGAAGGCCCGAGGAGGGGGCCCAGGGCCGGUGCGGAGACUUGUCUCCGAGUCAGAGAGGCCGGCGGGGUGCUGGGGAGGAUCCUGGCCCCGACCUGGCCCCGAUCGGAGUGCGAGAGGCCGGGAACCUGGCUGCCUGCCGCUCGGUUCUCCUGGAGCGAGAAGGCGUCUCUCCCAGGCCUCCCCGAGGCCUCCUCAAAGCGCUGGCGGAGAACCCAAAGACACACACACACACACAAUAGCAUGAAGGAGAGAAGAAGAAAAAAAAGGGCGUCGUGGCUUGAGAAAUCGCCAAGCCCCGCGGACCUUGAGACCCCUCGGCGGGCCCGGAACGCCACACUCCACUCCAUUUCCCUUUUCCAGCCGCCUGCCCGCCCUCCGCAGCAGCAGAGUCCUCGGCCUGGAUCUCCGGAUUGUCGGGGGUGGGUAGAAAAGAAAAACAGCGAAGUGAGAUUAAAAAAAAAAAAAAAAUCUGGGGGCUGAACAAAUCCGGGACCUGGUGUGGCCCAUGGAAGAAGGUGUUACCGGGUUCCUUUCUGUUUCGUUAUUCUGUAUUCAGCACAUAUAAUAUAUAUAUAUAUAUAAAUAUAACUAUAUCCACAUGCCAUGUACACACCCGCUGCCAUACACUACAGGAGUCAAUAAACAAGGUGCAAUAUUUCCAAACCA
This is a messenger RNA of Pipistrellus kuhlii (Kuhl's pipistrelle), 2636 nucleotides long. It is a transcript of the gene NKX2-3, whose product is annotated as NK2 homeobox 3. Gene Ontology annotation, biological process: regulation of transcription by RNA polymerase II; cell differentiation. Gene Ontology annotation, molecular function: DNA-binding transcription factor activity, RNA polymerase II-specific; RNA polymerase II cis-regulatory region sequence-specific DNA binding. The record is from RefSeq and is a predicted model, not a curated record. Lineage: Eukaryota; Metazoa; Chordata; Mammalia; Chiroptera; Vespertilionidae. The transcript is spliced from 2 exons. Gene Ontology annotation, cellular component: nucleus. The coding region runs from base 678 to 1817 and encodes 379 amino acids.